This is a messenger RNA of Thermothielavioides terrestris NRRL 8126, 1014 nucleotides long. RefSeq lists its product as uncharacterized. NCBI's taxonomy places the organism in Eukaryota, Fungi, Ascomycota, Sordariomycetes, Sordariales, Chaetomiaceae. The record is from RefSeq and is a predicted model, not a curated record. The coding region runs from base 135 to 896 and encodes 253 amino acids. The transcript has 2 exons.
GAGGGAAUUCUGGCUGCACAUGAGUGAUUGUCUCUGGGACAAACGCGACCUCCAUUGGAGAGGUGAAACCGAAGUGUUGAAUAUUUUCGUACAAACUCUGAUACGCCCUCCCCAAAGCAGCUUACUUCUUCAACAUGCCGACGGUCAUCGAGAGCGUUUCUAAGCUGUACGGCAGGAUAUCUCAGCUCGAGAGUCAGCGACUUGCGGACCAUCCCAUGGAGCGGGAGAUAACGCUGCGCGCCAUCCGCAAGGGCCUGUCCUCUGCCUCUGCCUCGGGCACUGGGCCCAAGCGGAUCGCUGACAUCGGCGGCGGCCCCGGCAAGAUAGCGUUUGCGCUCGCCGACGAGGGCCACGACGUCGAUCUCAUCGACCUGACGCCUGAGCUGAUCCGGCUGGCCCAGACUGAACAGGACCAGCGGAGGGCAGCUGGAAACCGGCCGCUGCUCCGCAGCAUCGCCGUGGGGAAUGCACUCGACAAGUCCGCGCUCCCCGAGGGCGCUUACGACGCGGUCUUGCUGCUCGGGCCGCUGUACCACCUCCUGGAAGAGUCGGAGCGCGCAACGGCAGUCUCUCACGCGCUCGAGCUGGCAAGGCCCGACGGAGGGUUGGUGUUUGUCGCGUUCGUCACCAUCGACGCGCACCUGCGAGACGUUGCAAUGCGUAACCCGGGCAAGAUUGUCGAGCUCAAGGAGUUCUAUUCGAAAUAUCUGAUUGACGGGCGGUAUGAGAAGUUCGAGCCAGGACAGGAGAAACCCACGGUGCAGUCCUUCCACACACGCCCGGACGACGUCCGAGCCUUCUUUGCCAAGCACUUCGCCGAUUCUCUUCAGCUGGUGCCAAGCACUUCGCCGAUUCUCUUCAGCUGGUGGAGCUGCGGUCAACCGAGGGAAUCCUAGGCGGCGGUCUCGACGCCACGCUGGCGAAGUCGAGCGACGAGAUCGUGCAGGCUUGGGCUGACCUCCUGUUUGAAAGCUACUCGACCAACGAACAGCAUUUGGGCUGUGCGGACCACCU